AUUCUGGCAAUUUCCUUUGAUCAAUAAAUAGUGUAACCUAUGAACAUUGUUAAAUGCUGAAUUGGCGGGAAUAUUGCAGAAAAUGUGCAUCAGUAUUAGGAAGUGAAUUUUUAGCGGGAGAAACUUUAGUUUAGUUGUGAAUGAAGUUAAUGGUUAUUGUGUAUACCGAGGACGGUUAGAUCUGUUAUUGUUUAAGGAUUUGAAACAAUAAUGGAGUGCAUAGUGGCGAACGUAGAUAAUAUGCGUUUUGAUAUUGAAGUUGCUCUUGAUGAGCAAUAUGGGGCUCUUCCUUUACCUUUUACUGGAAUGGACAAAUCUACUGCUGCGGUAUGUCAAUUUUAUCCAAGAGGCACAUGUGUUAAAGGAGCCUCUUGUCCAUUUAGGCAUGUAAGAGGAGACCGUACAAUAGUAUGUAAACACUGGUUAAGAGGUCUUUGUAAAAAGGGCGAUCAGUGUGAAUUUUUACAUGAAUAUGAUAUGACAAAAAUGCCAGAAUGUUAUUUUUAUUCUAGAUUUAAUGCCUGCCACAAUAAAGAAUGUCCAUUCCUACACAUUGAUCCAGAAACUAAAGUGAGGGAUUGUCCUUGGUAUGAUCGUGGAUUUUGCAGGCAUGGACCAUUAUGCAGACACCGGCAUGUACGCCGUGUUUUAUGUAUGGCAUAUUUAGCUGGAUUUUGUCCUGAAGGGCUAAAUUGUAAAUUUAUGCAUCCAAGAUUUGAAUUACCAGCAGUACAAGAUAUGCAACCUAAAGAAGGAAAGAAAGUGAUGAUCACCUGUCACUUUUGUGGAGAAGGUGGUCAUAAAGCUAUUUAUUGUAACAAAAUGCCACCUGAUGUACGUGAAGCUCAAGUUAGACAAGAAAUAGAAGGUAAUUCUCAUGCUACACAUCAUAUGAAUAUGCACAAUGGGCCACCCCCAAGAGGGCCACAGAAACCACUUGAAGAAGUCACUUGUUACAAGUGUGGAACUAAAGGUCAUUAUGCCAAUAAGUGUCCAAAGGGUCAUUUAGCAUUUUUAAGUCAUGCUGGGGGCAGUGGGAGUGGUACUCAAAAUCAAAAUUAUCGCAGAUGA
Messenger RNA from Habropoda laboriosa, 1071 nucleotides. It is a transcript of the gene Clp, whose product is annotated as cleavage and polyadenylation specificity factor subunit 4. Lineage: Eukaryota; Metazoa; Arthropoda; Insecta; Hymenoptera; Apidae. Gene Ontology annotation, molecular function: RNA binding; zinc ion binding. Bases 211 to 1071 code for a protein of 286 amino acids. The transcript is spliced from 4 exons. The record is from RefSeq and is a predicted model, not a curated record.